AUGGCCAACAUGACGGCCAUGGCUGCCGGAGCGCCUGCAGGCGGCCCCAUGGGUAUGAUGAUGCCUGCAGGUGCUGGCCCGGCGCCGAUGCCGAACAACGCUCUGUCAACACGCGCCAACCUUCAUACAUGCAUCUACGAGUAUUUCCUCAACCAGGGCAUGUAUGAUGCGGCACGUUCACUGCUGCAGACGCCUGACAGUGAGGUUCGACUCAAGAAUAAUGGCGGCGACGGCAAUCUUGCCAACGGUGUCAACGAUGACAGCAUGGAUACAGACAGCAAGGACGAUGCCGACUCAAAACGACCAAGCGAUCUCCCGCUCGCAAGUUCUAACAGCAACUUCUUGUAUGAGUGGUUCUGCCUCUUCUGGGACAUGCAAGUAGCAGUCACAAAGAGGAAUCAUUCAAACACCGCUGUUGGUCAAUUCUUGCAACACACACAACAACAAAACCGGCUCCGUCAGAACCAGCAACAGGAACUGCUCAGGUCGAUGCGGCCAGAUGGCGCCAUGUUCAAUCAAAACCCCAUGAUGCGCAACAUGCCCAACAGCAUGCAGAUGCAGAAGCAGCCGAACCUCGCGCGGACUGCCAUGGCCAACAACACCAACAACCCGCAAGCGAUGCAGAUGCUUCAAAAGCAGGGACAAAUGCAGCAGAACGCCGCUGACCUGGAUGCCAACAGACGGCCAGGUUCUCCUGGUUCAGCUGAGAAUGCCCCAUCUCCGAACAAGCGGCCUCGGCUUGACGGCGCGGGGCCGUUCAACCCCCAGCAACAGGCUGCUAUGAUGCAGAAUGGUCAACGGCCUCAGCAGGGCAUGCCAGGGCAGCAGGUUCCCAAUACUCCGGCAAAUACCACCGCCCAGGCUCAACAGCUGCUCCUCACAAACGGCAUCAACCCGAGCCAGUUGACACCUCAGCAAUUCCAGCAAUUCCAGAACCAGCCACCACAUGCUCAGAUCAAGUCUAUUCAAGCAUACUCGCAGAACCUGCAACAACACCACGGUCAGCAGAUGCCGAACAAACCUGCGCCAAACCCCAACGGACCUCAAGGACAGGGCUCGCCAAUGAUGGCCCAGGGUCCCGAUGGAGCUAAUCUCAAUGCGUACUACCACCCUGGAGAGAUGGGCGGCCCUACUGCUAUGCGACCUGGUGCUCCAGGCGCGCAAGGCGCAGGUGGCAGCAACCAUGCUCUCCAGGACUAUCAGAUGCAGUUGAUGCUCCUCGAGCAACAGAACAAGAAGCGUCUGAUGAUGGCGAGACAGGAGCAAGACAGCAUGGGUAACAUGCCGCGCGCCGACGGCCAGCCAGGCCCUGCUGGAGCUCCCGGCCCGAACGGCCAGGCAUUCCAGGACACAUCUCCCCAGGCCGCCCGCACUGGAACAUCGCCAAACCCUUCUGAGCAGAUGAAGCGCGGCACACCGCAGAUGAACUCGGCUGGCAUACCAUCACCACUCCCCGAGGGCGCAAAUUCAAGAGGCUCGCCAAACCCCAUGAGCUUCAUGCCGAACAACAUGGAUCCGAAUAUGGCACCCCACUUCUUCAAGGGCAUGAACGGGAUGGAGAACAAUAUGGGCAACGUCCAGAUGAAUGGUGGCAUGCGUCCCCCAAGCUCGCACCCUGGCCAACCUGGUUUCAACGGCCAGAUGACGCCUCAGAUGGCUGCCGCCGCGCGCCAACAAGGUGGCCAGGCUCCUGGAAUGCAAUGGCAAGGACAGCCUAAUGGCAAUGGGAUGGCACCAGGAGGUCCUCAGGGUCAGGUUCAGGGCACACCACAACAGCGUGCUAUGCCACCACCCUCCGCUCCGGCGACAGGCGCUGCUGCCAAUGCCACCGCGAGCGGUCGCGCGACCGCUUCGCCACAGCAAGGCAAUGCUGCGCCACCCACUCCUCAGCAGUCCAACAAGGCUGCGCCGAAGAAGAAGGAUACAAAGAACGCCAAGACCAAGGCUGCCGCGACCAAGAAGGCCAAUGCUAACACCGGGGCAACACCGGCUUCGGAAACAGCGCAAGAUCAAGAGCCACCGACGCCCGCGACACCCAUCACCCCGGCGUCGAAUGCAAACUUCCCCAAGGGACCGAACGCAGCUGGCACUGCUGCCACGACUGCUCCCCCCGCUCCCGCUGCUCCGGUCGCGGCACCUCAGCCCGACCCCAACCAGAUGGGCACUUUCGGCAUGGAGAACCCGGCCAUGGACUUCAACAUGGACUUUGCGAACCCCAACAUGACGGAGAACGUGUUGCAGGACUUCGACUUCGACUCGUUCCUCCAUGACGAUGCGGACGGCGCCAACUUUGGCUUUGACCCAUCUGCAUUUGGAAUGGAAGGGGCCGGCGAGAUCGGCGCGGACUAG
This is a messenger RNA of Microdochium trichocladiopsis, 2349 nucleotides long. RefSeq lists its product as uncharacterized. The transcript is spliced from 4 exons. NCBI's taxonomy places the organism in Eukaryota, Fungi, Ascomycota, Sordariomycetes, Xylariales, Microdochiaceae. Gene Ontology annotation, molecular function: protein binding. The record is from RefSeq and is a predicted model, not a curated record. Bases 1 to 2349 code for a protein of 782 amino acids.